Eriocheir sinensis (Chinese mitten crab) is the source of this 3175-nucleotide messenger RNA. Its product is annotated as hemicentin-1-like. Lineage: Eukaryota; Metazoa; Arthropoda; Malacostraca; Decapoda; Varunidae. The transcript has 13 exons. Gene Ontology annotation, molecular function: protein binding. The record is from RefSeq and is a predicted model, not a curated record. The coding region runs from base 548 to 3085 and encodes 845 amino acids.
AGGUUGAGCAAAUAUUGAUUAGAUGCUGAUGUGUGAAAUUUUAUGCGUUUCGUAAGGGGAGGAAGUGCCGCGCCGCUGCUGGUCCUCGCCGCAGCACCGGGAGCGGGAAGACGCGCUAGAACAUGUUCGUGGAAGCUCAAACAUUCUCGACAGUCGUCUUUAGAACAGCCGUGCGUGUCCGGUGAUCCUGUGUGGGCGUGUCCGUCUCGCCUCCAAGGUCACGGUUGGAUGAGGUGAAGUUACCCCGCGACCAUUGCCAGGCCUGAACACCGUUAAAAGGCAACGCUGUGAUCUCGUCAAGAGUGCGCGCUGGUAACCCAAUGAAAGGACGACAAAGUGAGCCCCGGCAAAGGCAACGCAGUCAAUUCCAUAAAGGAAGAGGAAGUGAACCCCUCAACAAGGCAGCUGCGAUCCCCGUGUGAUGGCGACGCAGUGAACCCCGUUAAUUAAAGAGCUUUACAGUGACAAAAGGAACAUUACCUGUGCGCGGCGCGGUGACGUGUGAGCUGCAAACCGUUUGGACUGUCUUUCAACAUCACUCAGCAGGAUGCCACGCCAGGCUGGCCAGCUCUCCUCCACCUUUGUCACGCUCCUUGCCUCCACCCUGCUCAACCUCUGCUCGGCGCUGGAGAUGAAGAAAAUCCCAGUGGUGGCGGUGACGGGGCUGCGAGGCUCGUCCGCGGCGCUGCCCUGCGACGUGUCCCACCCCCCAGACGACUCCAUCUACCUCAUCCUGUGGUUCCGCGACCCCCUCACCACGCCCAUCUACAGGCUGGACGAGAGGUGGUUGAGGCGAGGGAGAGAGAGGCACUGGGUUGACCCGGAGCUGGGAUCGCGGGCCAACCUGGAAGUCGAGUCGUCGCCAGCGCUACUCCGCGUGUCCCGCCUCCACCUCGCAGACUCGGGCCUUUACAAGUGCCGGGUGGACUUCAAGCUGCAGCCCACCAAGACCACCCGAGUCAAUCUCACCGUAGUGGUGCCGCCAGAGAGCGUGCGUGUGCUGAUGGGUGGGGCCAACGGAGGCGGCGGCGGCAGGGAGGUGAGCAGCGUGGUGGGACCUUACCACGAGGGUGACCUGCUGGUGCUGACCUGCGUGGCACAAGGAGGCAUCCCUCCUCCUUCCGUCGUCUGGUUCAAGGACACACAUCUCCUGGACAGCAAGAUGGAGUCCCUCACACAGUUCCCGGCCGAGCCAGGGCCUGCGGGGGGCGGCAACGCCAUCCUCAACACAACCCUUCCUGCCAGGCUGACCACGCCCAGCGCACGGAGCGGGAACAUAGCCCCCACGAUGGGUCCCGGGCCCCCGAGGAUGGCGGCGGAGGGGCCCUUCAACACCCUCACGCUGGGACCCCUCACGCGCAACGACCUGAAGCUGUUGUUGACGUGCGAGGCGUCCAACAAUAACCUGACGCUGCCCACCUCGUUAGUCGUGAUGGUGGACAUGAACCUCCCGGCGUUGUCCGUGGAAGUGUCGGGGCCGGAGCAACCGCUGCUGGCCGGCCGAAAAUACCGCGUUGUGUGUGAGGUGCGGGGAUCCAGGCCGCCUCCAACCAUCACCUGGCACCUCAACACCGCCAGACUCCCGAACGUCACUGAUGUGACCUCAGCGGAUGGCAACGUCACCACCAGCAGCCUCACCUUCACGCCGCAGCACGAGGACGACGGCGCGGUGUUGCGAUGCCAGGCAGAGACUCACGCCGACCUGUCUAAGCUGGAGGACACACUCAACCUCACCGUGCACUACCUGCCCACCGCCUCGGCCAGGUUCGGCUCUUCGCUGGACGCCUCCAACAUCAAGGAAGGCGACGACGUUUACUUCGAGUGCUCCGUCCACGCCAACCCGCCAGUCUCACACGUCAGCUGGCGGCACAACAACGUGGCGCUACAGCACGAGCUCGAGGCCGGCGUGAUCGUGAGCAACGUGAGUCUAGUGCUGCAGGGCGUGAAGCGGGAACAGGCCGGCCGCUACUCCUGCCACGCCCACAACGAGGUCGGGGACGCCGGCUCGCCUCCCCUCAGGCUGGACGUCAAGUACGCCCCCGUGUGCGCGCCGGGGCAGGUGACACGCUACGCCGUGAGCCACAACGAGGAUGCGGAGGUGACGUGCUCGGUGCAGGCCAACCCGCUGCAGGCCACCUUCCACUGGACCUUCAACAACACGGCGGACACCAUCGACGUACCGCAGGGCCGCUACACCUCCUCCAGCAGCCACAGCGUCAUCACCUACACGCCCAUCGCCGCCCUCGAUUACGGGACGCUGCUCUGCUGGGCUUCCAACGCCAUCGGCACGCAGCAGGAGCCGUGCGUCUUCCAAAUCUUGCCUGCCGGUAAGCCGGAGCCGCCCAGGAACUGCACGGCGGGCCAGCGAACGCGCACCUCCGUCAGGGUGAAGUGCACGGCGGGGAACAGUGGGGGGCUGCCGCAACACUUCCUGCUUCAGGCCACCAUGGAAGACGGCGCCCACCACGCCUUCAACCUCACCGCCUCCAGCCCAACUUUUUUCGUGGAGGGGCUGCGUGCUGGAGGCCGCUACCGCCUCACCGUCUCGGCCUACAACCAGAAGGGCUCCAGCCGCCCCGUCCCGCUCAUCCUAACGGGGCCGCCUCGCUCCUCCGGCUCCUCCUUCCAGGCCCGCGACGGGCCAUCAGAGGCAGAGGUUCGGGAUGGCAAGAACGGCGGCGGCGGCAGCGGCGGAGGUGGCAGCGGUAACGGGAGCAGAGGCGGCGAGGCGGGCGAGGGCGGCGGCCGCAAGAAGUACCUGGGAGUGCUGUCCAUGAACUCGCUCAUCCCCGCGGCCCUUGGCAUCGGUGCGGGGCUCAUCCUCAUCAUCAUCGUCCUCAUCCUCCUCAUCACCUUCCGCACGCGUCGUCCCGCCCGCCGCCGCCACUCCCGCCACGAGGACUCCCCCAGCAAGGAGUCCGACGCGGGUGACACUGCCACCACCACGCCCACCACCGUCCCCGCGCACCACCACCACCACCCGCACCACCACCAGCACAUCCUCCUGGCGGCCGCCGAGCAUCAGUCACCCAUCACCACACACCACACCACCACCUGCCUAGAGAGGGAGACACAGGUAGGAUGAUUUUUUACCCUCUGUAAUACUGUACAAUAGCACACUAACUCUUACACACAAACUCACAAACACUAAUUCAUUGACACUAUACUCUGUGCA